AUGCGUUCGAGCAUCGCUUGCGCCCGCUGCCGUCGCAGCAAGAUCAAAUGUGUCAACGCUGGCAUCGAUACCACCUGUCGCGCCUGCGAAUCCUCCGGUCGUGAAUGUGUCUACCCCACCCCGGCUAUCGGCGUCGGCGCCGCCGCCAAACGCGACAUCGCCGCCAUGGCUGAUGGCGACGAUCGCAAUGGCGACUGGGACAGUCCCAAGCGUCAGCGCUCCCGAAAGACCGUCGGCGUCUCUGCCGCCGCCAAAGAUGCCGCCAAAGCGUCGCUGGACGUGCUGGACGCGUCCGUCCUGACCAUCAAGGUCUGGGAAUCCGUCUUCGAUCUCUUCCAGUCGCACUUUGCCACCCUCCUGCCCUUCCUGCAUCCCGCCUCCUUCAUGGGUCAGAUUCGACAGCUGUCGGGCUCCCAUUCCAUCUCCUCCUCGUCCACUGUCACCACCACGGCCUCCACCGCUCCCGCGCGACCAGAGACAACGCGCGAUCCCCAGAGCCCCCCGGCGUCCAAAUCCGAACCGAAUCCCCUCCUCCCCCUCGGCGUCCUUGCACUCACCGCUCGCUUCCACCCCCAACUCGUCGCCUACCACUCGCCCGCCGCCCCGGGCAACCCAUCCAACCCCCUGGUGGCCUCGGAAUACUAUGCGACCGCCUUGCGCAGCCGGCUGGCCGGCGCGGAUGGCGCCAGCCUCGCCGUGCCCGAUCUCACCCGCGUCCAGGCCCUGCUCAUGCUGGCGCUGCAUGAGUGGGGCAUGUGCCGCGGCAAGAGUGCCUGGUUGUACGUGGGCAUGGCCAUUCGCAUGUCGCAGGCCAUGGGCCUCCCAUUCGAACUGGAAAAUGAGGUCUUCUACCGAGAAGCGCUCCGUGUCCCCGCCCUCAAGGCGGAAUCCGAGAUCUUUGGCCUCUCCCGACGCCCUGUGGAACCCAAAGACCAGACGUCUGAUGACGUGAUUGCCCAAGAAACCAAGCGUCGGACCUUUUGGGCGUGCUUCCUGCUGGAUCGCUGUUUGAGCAGCGGCAAGUACCGUCCUCGCAUGAUCCGCAUCAAAGAGUUGGGCAUCCAACUGCCCAGUGACAAUGCCUUUGCGUUUGGAGAGCGGGUGCGCACCUCCCGGCUCGGUGAGCCGGUCGCGCGCCGCCCCCAGAGCUUCGGUGCCCAAGGAGUGCAGAUCCCCAGCAUCCGUCAGAGUCUGGGCGGAUUCGGGGAUGACAAGCUCCCGAACGCGGCCCCGUCCGACCCCAAGUCCUGGUCGCCCAUCUCGCGGAGAAAAGACUCCAGCGAGGAUGAGAUUGACCGGUGGGAGGUGGGUGCCGAAGAGGCGGUGUUGAGCCGCGUUAUUCGCAUUAUCCGCAUCUGGGGGAGUAUCGCCAAGUGGUCAUGCACUGGCGGAAGAAGAAACGAACAGUUGCCCCCAUGGCAUCCUGAUUCGCGCUUCUCCAAGCUUCGAAUGAUGCUGGGGGAGUUUCAGGAUGGCCUGUCGCGGAAUCUGCAGUAUUCCCCACGCAAUACAGACACCCAUAUCAUGUACAAGAACACCCUCGCCCCCUACACCGUCAUGCAUGUGGUCUAUUUCUUGUCCAUGAUUGUUCUCCACCGCGCGUACAUUCCCUUCUUGCCCAUGCGGUGCGCCGAGCCGGUCGGUCCGCUCGACGAGCCUCUCUUUCCCGCCGAGAAGACGGGUGUCUCCGAGGCGUUCUGGCGCGAGAGCGCGCGCGAGCUCUUCAGCGCGGCUCGGCAAGUGAUGGAGCUGGUGGUCACCUGCCAGGAACGCGGCGUCCUAGUGGAAAGCCCGUUGGUCGGUUUCGCCAUCUAUCACGCGGCCUUUCUCGGUAUCUAUGCGGCUCACUUCCCGCAUAUGGACCCCGACGGCGUUUUGAGUCCCAAACCCACCGGCGACCGCAACCAUCAAGGCCAACUGCAGGCCCGCAAGGUGAUCGAUAUCCUGCGGGAGAUGCGUGCGCGCCUGAAAAUGGCCCGGGGAUGGUUCCGGACCCUGAACCGCGUCCACAGCUACUUCUCUAAAGUAAAGCGUGAUUAUCGCCGCCAGUCGCGCAAGGUCGACAUGGUCGAUGGGAUGGACGCCCAUACCAACGGCAUCCGUGCCGGUCUCGACGAGUUCAAACUCAUCGAGAAACUGUUCCUGGACUUUGGCUCGAUCGAGGAUCAACUGCCGGAGAACGCUCCGGAAGAGGAUGGUGCCGCCGCGGCCAGUGACCGGGCGACGAACCUCAGCGACGCCGGUAGUAACGCCGUUCGCAGCGAGACUGGAGAUGCGGGCGAGCCACCGUUGGACGGUGCGGGGGGCCGUCGCGAAUCCUGGGUCCCCGUGAAUAGCCCCGGCAUGCCUCUUCCUGGGCCGGAUGGGGAGCGCCGACCGAGCCUGCCCUUGCCACCAAGCCGCUCGUUGCAGUCUCAGUCGCCCUUCUCUCUCCCAUCCUUGCAGCAUCACCCCGAGGGUGGCUUAUACAACAGCUCCUCGCCGACCCUACCCUCGAUUGCCCCCUCCGGCUCGUAUGGCCCGCCUCCCACCACCUCGGCGGGCCCGACCUCGCAGUACAGCGUCAUGCCGCCGCAGUCCAACCGACUUCAGCCACUGAACUCGUGGCUGAAUAACCGACAACAACCUCCCCCUCCCCCAUACUCCCAAUCUCUCCCCCCCAUCAAUGCGACGACGUCUGGUCUGCCGCUGCUCCCACCCCCGGGCUCGGUCGGUCACCCGGGGGCCUCGCCACCGAUGACGGUGGAUGGGAUGGACCACCUGGGCUCGAGCGGUCCCUGGACGACGAGUCUGGGUGGAGAAGAUGUGCUCGCCUUCCUGGAAGGAUGCGAGUUCGAACCGCUGCCGGUCACGAUCUCACCCGCUUUGGGUGUUUCCGCUGGCUGGCUGACUACAGUCUGGACCGAGUUUGUCCGGUAA
Molecule: messenger RNA, 2919 nt
Organism: Aspergillus terreus NIH2624
Lineage: Eukaryota; Fungi; Ascomycota; Eurotiomycetes; Eurotiales; Aspergillaceae
Product: putative C6 transcription factor
Exons: 2
Coding region: 1-2919 (972 amino acids)
Biological process (GO): regulation of DNA-templated transcription; DNA-templated transcription
Cellular component (GO): nucleus
Molecular function (GO): DNA-binding transcription factor activity, RNA polymerase II-specific; DNA binding; zinc ion binding
Source: RefSeq, a predicted model, not a curated record